Messenger RNA from Daucus carota subsp. sativus, 1476 nucleotides. RefSeq lists its product as uncharacterized. The transcript is spliced from 12 exons. Gene Ontology annotation, cellular component: membrane. Gene Ontology annotation, biological process: transmembrane transport. The record is from RefSeq and is a predicted model, not a curated record. The coding region runs from base 148 to 1131 and encodes 327 amino acids. Gene Ontology annotation, molecular function: transmembrane transporter activity. NCBI's taxonomy places the organism in Eukaryota, Viridiplantae, Streptophyta, Magnoliopsida, Apiales, Apiaceae.
GUGAAUAAGCUAUACAAAGAGAAGCAAGAACUCGAUGUAUAUAAAUGACAAGUAAUAAACGAAAGUACGGAAGUCAAAUGAAAGUAACAGAUGUCACGGAAGAAUGGUAGCUAAGCUACCGACUGACACCAACCGGAAAAGAAAGCUAUGGUGAGGACAGUACAAUCUCUGCUCCUGGGUCAGUUGGUUUCUUUAGUUCUGUCAGUCAUGAGCUUCACUUCUUCUUUCGUUGCUAGUCUUGGUGUUAAUACUCCACUUACUCUAUCAUUUACUGCUUACUUGGCUAUAACUUUGGUGUAUGGUAGCAUUUUCCUAUGUCGUCGACAGAAACUUCUGGUUCCGUGGUAUUGGUAUCUGUUCCUAGGUUUCAUUGAUGCUCAGGGCAAUUACUUGUAUAAUAAAGCUUACCAGUACUCAUCAAUCACAAGUGUGACAAUAUUAGAUUGUUGGACAAUCGCGUGGGUGAUAAUUCUCACUUGGAUAUUCCUAGGAACAAAAUAUUCUUUGAGACAGUUCCUUGGCGCGGCAGUCUGUCUGUUAGGCCUUGGUCUUGUGCUUCUCUCGGAUGCUGGGGUGGGUGGUGGAGGGGGUACAAAACCACUACUAGGGGAUACACUUGUUAUCGCAGGAACACUUUUCUUUGCAAUUAGCAAUGUUGGUGAGGAAUUUUGCGUGAAGAAAAAGGAUGUUGUUGAGUUCCUUUCAAUGAUAGGUCUAUUCGGAUUGCUUGUAAGUGGGUGCCAGGCAGCUAUACUGGAGAAGAGAGUUGUGGAAUCCGUGAAUUGGUCCCCUGAAGUUAUAUUAGCUUUUGCUGGUUAUGCGGUGGCAAGUUUAAUGUUCUACAUUUUGACUCCUUUUGUGCUGAAGACUAGCGGAUCCACAAUGUUCAAUCUCUCUCUUCUCACAUCAGAUAUGUGGGCAGUAGUCAUUCGCAUAUUUUUCUACCGCCAGCAGGUGGACUGGCUGUAUUAUGUAUCUUUUAUAUUGGCAGUUAUUGGGCUUGUUAUUUAUUCAAGAGUUGAUACGGAUCCGGUUUGUAUCCCAUCUCCUGAGAAUGGAGAUAUUAAUACACAAUACCAGCUGCUUCAUGAAGGGACGGCAGAAACUAAAGUCGAGUCUCCCGCUUUAUGAUACAGCAACUUAGCUCUGGCCUUGUUCAUAUAUACACUAAACGAGUAGAGAUUAUGUGGGGAGCUCCUACAAAUGCAUGCACUCAUUCAUCAAUACUAGGAACUGGUUCAAGAGUUGCUCUAGUCUGAAACUUUUUGGAACCUGUCUAGGCUUCCUUCCCCGAAGAGAAGCCAUUAUAUUCUUAAAGGACUUUAGAAAUGUAAAGCUAGGAUAGAAAUCAGAGAACAUAAAUUUUAGCUGGAGGAGGAAUGGGACUUGUAACAAUAGAUGAUUACUUGUUCAAUUCCCGCCCUAUGUAUAAUCAAAUUAAAUAUACUUUAUUUAAUAUUAAUUAACUUCAUGUAA